Messenger RNA from Haemonchus placei, 399 nucleotides. The record is from the annotation of a GenBank genome assembly. Lineage: Eukaryota; Metazoa; Nematoda; Chromadorea; Rhabditida; Trichostrongylidae.
AUGACGAACCUACACCGCCUGGGAUUCCACUACUUCCUCCUGCAAAUCCACCAAGUCCUCCACUGUUGCCCCACGGGUAUCCUGUAUUUCCACCCGGAAAUACACCGCGAUUGCCAGGGAAACCGGAAUUGCUGCCUGGAAAUCCUCCACCGCUGUUGUCGUUGAUUCCUUAUCGUUCACAACCUUCAUGUAGUCGUCAAAAUACUUCGUAAGCUUUGGCAUCAGAUCCUUGACGGAUUUCUUAAAGUUUUCGUUUUCCUUUUCGAUUUCAUCAGCAAACAGUUGGUACUCCUUUCCGAUAAUUUGGCCAUAGGCCCACGCAGCUUCCAUGGAGAGUUUGUUCAAAAAAUUCUCAUUGAUUCCUCUUAUGGUAUUGAUGUUCUGAAUCUGAUCCAAUAA